Molecule: messenger RNA, 661 nt
Organism: Cinara cedri
Lineage: Eukaryota; Metazoa; Arthropoda; Insecta; Hemiptera; Aphididae
Source: the annotation of a GenBank genome assembly
AUGGAACUUAUUGAGAGUGGGGAGGACUCCAACGAGAUGGAUGACUUAACCUACGAAAAAGUUAACGAUUUUAAAUAUCUGGGAGCAACGUUAAGCACAAAGAUUGAUUGGUACAAGGAAAUAAGUAUUCGGAUAAACAAAGCCCAAAAAGUUUUCUACGCACUGAAAAAGUUCCUAACAUUCAAAAUGUUGUCUAGGAGAACGAAAUUAAGACUGUUAUGUGGCUAUUAUAAGACCGACUCUCGUGUAUGGCUGCGAAGCUUGGACGACAACGAAAUAGAGAGAAACCUGAGGACACUCGAGAACAUAGUAUGGAGGAAAAUAUGUGGCCCAUCAUCGAUGAAACAACGGGGAACAUGCGGAGGAGGUAUAAUAGAGAGCUAUAUGAUAUGUUGGGUUUAUCACCAGUAACAAGCUUUAUUAAGGGCCAAAGGCUGCAAUAAUUGGGGCAUAUAAUGAGAAGAGGUGAGAACGAAACAGUUAGAGCAGCAUCAAUGUGGAAGCCGAAAGGGAAAAACCUAGGAGAAGACCUAAGAAAAGAUGGAUUGAUGUGGUGGAAGGAGAUCUGAAAACCCUUGGAGUUGAGAAUUGGAAGAAGACAGUUCAAGAUAGAGAUAGGUUGCGAAGUGUAGUAAUGGCGACAAAAACUCUUAGAGAGUAG